Messenger RNA from Macrobrachium nipponense, 804 nucleotides. RefSeq lists its product as uncharacterized. The transcript is spliced from 2 exons. The record is from RefSeq and is a predicted model, not a curated record. Bases 1 to 804 code for a protein of 267 amino acids. Lineage: Eukaryota; Metazoa; Arthropoda; Malacostraca; Decapoda; Palaemonidae.
AUGGAGAAAGGAACCAAUCUGGAGAAAGGACAAAUAUGGAGAAAAAGAACAAUUCUGGAGAAAGUAACCAAAUCUGGAGAAAGGAUAGAAAACAAUUCUGGAGAAAAGGGAACAAAUCUGGGAGAAAGGAACAAAUCUGGAGAAAGAAACAAUUCUGGAGAAAGGAACAAAUCUGGAGAAAGGAACAAUUCUGGAGAAAGGAACAAAUCUGGAGAAAGGAACAAUUCUGGGGAAAAAAACAAAUCUAGAGAAAGGAACAAAUCUGGAGAAAAGAACAAUUCUGGAGAAAGGAACAAAUCUGGAGAAAAGAACAAUUCUGGAGAAAGGAACAAAUCUGGAGAAAGGAACAAAUCUGGAGAAAGGAACAAAUCUGGAGAAAAGAACAAUUCUGGAGAAAGGGAAAAAUCUGAGAAAGGGAACAAUCUGGAGAAAGGAACAAAUCUGGAGAAAAGAACAAUUCUGGAGAAAGGAACAAAUCUGGAGAAAGGAACAAAUCUGGAGAAAAGAACAAUUCUGGAGAAAGGAACAAAUCUGGAGAAAGGAACAAUUCUGGAGAAAGGAACAAAUCUGGAGAAAGGAACAAAUCUGGAGAAAGGGAAACAUUCGGAGAAAGGAACAAAUCUGGAGAAAGGAACAAAUCUGGAGAAAAGAACAAUUCUGGAGAAAGGAACAAAUCUGGAGAAAGGAACAAAUCUGGAGAAAGGAACAAAUCUGGAGAAAAGAACAAUUCUGGAGAAAGGAACAAAUCUGGAGAAAGGAACAAUUCUGGAGAAAGGAACAAAUCUGGAGAAAGGAACAUUCUGA